GCCUCCUGUCAAACGGAAAACGUGAAAAUAUUUGAGUUGACAUCUCACUUUAUACCUAUUCUAGCGCAAAAUAAAGAAAAUAAAUCACAAUUGAAGAGAAUUGUUAUCGGCAAGACGUGUUUUUAGAGUGUUAUUUAGUUUACAAGACAAUGUACUCUUUGUGAGCCGGUUCUACGAGUAUGUGGCCGCUAUGCAUCCCGGCGUGGGGCGCGGCGGUGGCGGCGGGCGCGCUGGUGCUAUACGGCACCAUAGACGUUGCGUACUUCGCACGCAUGCUGUUCACGGUCACGCGCGCUAGGUACUUCCGCAAGAAGGCGUGCCUGUUGGAAACCACGGAGGUCGGAUCCUGGGUCCUUCUCUCCGACAUCGAUACUCUCCUCUACCACAUGAACAACGCGCGCUACCUUCGCGAGCUGGACUUCGCUCGCGCCGACUUCUACGAGAGAACUGGUCUGUACUCCAACAUUAAAGCGGCUGGCGGGGCCGUCGUGCAGGCGGCUUGCACUAUUCGCUAUAGGAGAUAUCUGAAGCCGUUCACCAAGUUCACUAUUACGUCCAGAGUGAUCUACUGGGACAACAAGACCGUCUUCAUGGAGCACGAGUUCGUCGGCCCCGGCCACUUCGUGCACGCGGUCGCCGUGUGUCGACAACGCGUGAUCGACACGGCCGCCGCGCCGAUAGCGGAGCUUUUGGUCCAGCUGCAUUGUGCGGGUACUUGCAAGCCGCAGCUUGGGAAGAUGCCACCGGAGUUGGAACUAUGGGUACAGAGCAAUGAGUUGAGUUCUGCCCGCCUGCGGUCAACCGUGGUGCCUGCGCCCUUCCUACCAGCCUCACCUCAAAUAGGAUCUGGAGAAUCCAUAACCGCUGCAGAAUGAAGCGUUACCAACAGGGAACACAAACUGAACCCGAUUCGAGUGACAUGGAAAACGAUUGAGGACAGCUAGAA
Messenger RNA from Cydia amplana, 946 nucleotides. Its product is annotated as protein THEM6. The record is from RefSeq and is a predicted model, not a curated record. The transcript is spliced from 6 exons. NCBI's taxonomy places the organism in Eukaryota, Metazoa, Arthropoda, Insecta, Lepidoptera, Tortricidae. The coding region runs from base 180 to 875 and encodes 231 amino acids.